GGUGUCAUUUUUACCCUUUUCUACUGGAUCUUUCUCGACGUUUUCUCCAAACGACCGGCAAGGUGAUGAGAGUGGAGUUUCCAGUUUGCAGAUUGACAGUUUGAGAAUGGCUCGCCAUGUUCUCGUAGUGGUAGCUGUUUUGUUGUUCGCGACUGCUGAAGCUUCUCAAUGCUCAAUUAACGGAUUACCACUUGUGAGGAAUAUCAGCGAGCUUCCACAGGAAAACUAUGGGAGGUCCGGUUUAUCUCACACUACAAUUGCAGGUUCAGUCUUGCACGGCAUGAAAGAGAUAGAAGUGUGGCUUCAAACAUUUGCCCCAGGAUCUCGCACACCAAUACACAGGCACUCAUGUGAAGAAAUUUUCGUCGUCUUGAAGGGUCAAGGCAUUCUAUAUCUCACUCCUAGUUCACAUUCAAAGUACCCGGGGAACCCGCAGGAGUUCCAUAUAUUCCCUAAUAGCACCUUCCAUAUCCCUGUUAAUGAUGUUCACCAGGUAUGGAACACUGGUGAGCAUGAAGAUCUACAAGUUUUAGUUGUUAUCUCGCGUCCUCCAGUGAAGGUGUUUAUGUAUGAUGACUGGUCGAUGCCACACACGGCUGCCAAAUUGAAGUUCCCUUAUUACUGGGAUGAGGAAUGUUAUCAGACAACUUCGUGGAAAGAUGAGCUUUAACUAUCCAACCCAAAGAAGUACACUAUGGCAUUUGACUACAUAAGCAUGAUGUUUGAUACUUUCCGAUAUAACAUUGGGAUCUUGCUUACUUGUCCUACAAGUUAAAGAUCGACUAAACGAAGAGCAACUUAACAGGCCUGGAUCGGUGUUGCAGUUGUACAUUGUAGAAAAUGUAUCUUAAAAGAAUAUCUGAUGCCUAUACUUAUGGUUAUUUAGUCGCCAACGUUGAGAGAGCUUUAGUUUUUAGUUGCUUCUAGAACAUUAUUUCUUACAUAUUUCGAUAUUGUAUAUUGAAUAUAUUAAGCCAGGAUCACUACAUGCAGUUUACUGGUUGCGGUUACUGCAUUUCAACUCUGUGUUGUAUAUGAACCGGAGAUUAGUUCUAUGUAUUCCAUCCAUCUUGUAUAUA
This is a messenger RNA of Nicotiana tabacum (common tobacco), 1079 nucleotides long. The record is from RefSeq and is a predicted model, not a curated record. Lineage: Eukaryota; Viridiplantae; Streptophyta; Magnoliopsida; Solanales; Solanaceae.